This is a messenger RNA of Brugia malayi, 168 nucleotides long. RefSeq lists its product as uncharacterized. Lineage: Eukaryota; Metazoa; Nematoda; Chromadorea; Rhabditida; Onchocercidae. The record is from RefSeq and is a predicted model, not a curated record. The transcript is spliced from 2 exons. The coding region runs from base 1 to 168 and encodes 55 amino acids.
AUGAUUUUCUGGACUUAUAGAUUUGUUAAAGCUCGGAAUGCAGAAAGGUACAUCUCGUAUAUACAAGUCAGAGAAGCAGAGGAUACUAUUGGCACUAUCUUGGAAGUACCGCAGCUGGGAAAGAAGGAAAUGAAAUCAAUUAUCUUCGCCAGUCCAGAAAUGCAAUGA